AUGAACGACAUCACUUUCGAAUCCCACAAUGUCUAUCAGCAUCCCGAGCCUCAAUUCGUACACUUUUCCAGUCGCCGUUCCGUCGUACAUAGUACCAAAGGCAUCGUCUCUUGUACGCAGCCACUCGCAUCCGCUGCCGGAAUUGAGAUUCUAAGGAAGGGUGGAAAUGCGGCAGAUGCAGCAGUAGCUGUCGCGGCAGCGAUCAAUGUCACAGAACCUGGCUCAACGGGUAUUGGCGGUGACAUGUUUUGUCUGUACUACGAUGCGAAAACGAAGAAGGUAUCUGCCAUGAACGGCUCUGGGCGGACUGGUGCAAACGUUACGCUCGAAAAGGUUAGGAAAGACCUCAAUAUCGCAGAAGGAGAGAGCGGCCAGAUCCCUAUGGAUCACGUACAUGCGGCCACAGUCCCUGGCGCAGCAGCGGGGUGGGUCGAUUGUGUUGAGCGGUUUGGUAGCGGCAAGGUCAGCAUGGAGGAUGUGCUUGCGCCUGCCAUUGAUCUCGCAGAAAAUGGUUUCCCGGUUUCUGAACUAUCAGCUACUUUCUGGGCGGCUAGUGAGCAAGCCCUGUUGAAAGCAUCUCCUAAUGGCCGGGAAAUGCUCAAGGAUGGCAGAGCGCCCAAAGCUGGAGAGAUUAUGAAGAACCCAACGAUUGGUAACACUUUCAAGCUCUUGGCCAAGCACGGAAAGAAGGGCUUUUACGAAGGAGAAGUAGCCGAGCAGCUUGUAAAGGUGGUGAAAGACCUCGGCGGCUAUCUCACAUUAGAUGAUCUUAAACAUCACGCAGAAACGGGAUCUGAGCCGGUCGACCCAAUUUCACUGAAGUUUCAUGGCCAAGGUGUUGGAAAUAGGCCCGAGGGUGGCAUUGAACUGUGGGAGCACCCGCCGAACGGCCAAGGGAUUGUCGCUUUGAUGGCCCUCGGCAUCAUUCAGGAGCUUGAGAGACAAAAGAAGAUCCCAAAGUGGAGUCUAAAGGACCACAACAGCACCGGAUAUCUCCACACGGUCAUCGAAGCAUUGCGAAUUGCCUUCUGUGAUGCGCAUUGGUUCGUCACUGACCCCAAUGUCGUCAAGGUACCGUCUGCCGAGCUUAUCUCGCAGUCAUAUCUCGCAGAGCGUGCAAAGCUCUUUGACCAAAAGAAGGCCAUCUCAGCGCCUGUCCACGGUUCUCCGGCACACCUACAAAGCGACACUGUCUACUUUUGCUGCUCCGACCCUGAAGGCAAUGCUAUUUCCUUCAUCAACAGCAACUACGGCGGGUUUGGGACUGGUAUCAUUCCCAAGGGCUGCGGCUUUACCCUCCAGAACCGUGGCGCAAACUUCAGUCUCGACAAAAACCACCCAAAUCUACUAGCGCCGAGGAAGCGGCCAUACCACACCAUCAUUCCCGGCCUGACAACAUACACCAGCGAUGACAGCCUGCACUCCGUGUAUGGCGUCAUGGGCGGCUUUAUGCAACCCCAAGGUCAUGUUCAGGUCCUUCUCAAUCAAGAGGUCUUCAAGCUUAACCCACAAGCUGCGCUCGAUUCGCCGCGCUUCUGUAUCGGAGCGGGCAUGCCUAGCGCCGACGGCAAGAUGACUGAUGCGACGAUUUACUUGGAAGAGGGUAUUGAUCCGAAGGUAGUAGAGGAGUUGCGAGCACUCGGUCACAACGUAAAGCAACUAGAUGGCUACGGACGGGGCAUGUUCGGGCGGGGCCAGAUCAUCAGGCGACAUGUUGACGAUGGCGUGCAGGUCUGGAGUGGAGGUAGUGAUCUACGAGGUGAUGGUGCGGCGGUGCCAUUGUAG
This is a messenger RNA of Alternaria atra, 1785 nucleotides long. RefSeq lists its product as uncharacterized. The record is from RefSeq and is a predicted model, not a curated record. NCBI's taxonomy places the organism in Eukaryota, Fungi, Ascomycota, Dothideomycetes, Pleosporales, Pleosporaceae. Bases 1 to 1785 code for a protein of 594 amino acids. The transcript is spliced from 3 exons.